GAGUCCGCGAGGGCUCUGCAGCGCCUGCCAUCUGCGAUCCGCUCCUCCGCGGCGCCGGCUGUAGGGACCCAGUCCCCAGCGGGCCCUGACUCUUCCUCCCCGCCAUACCCACGAGCCAGAGCCCAGCUCGGGCCCCACCGCCCCGGGCCGGGCAGCCCGGCCGAGAAAUCACUAGUUGGACGUCGAGAGCAAUUACCCUGAUCUUACUGAAUAUAAAGUUGGAAGUUAUCAAGAUCUUGAAGGGGGAGUAAAAGAUAUUUCAUGCUGUGGAGAGUAGAUUCAAAAAGGAUUACCUGUGAUUUCUGCUUCCCAUCCAUAACUUACUCCUCUCUUAACUCUGCCUGCAGUUGAACACAAAGACCUAGAGGAGACUCCCACAUCCUUCGGGGAGAAGAAAGGAGGCAGCGAAGCAGAUUAAAGGAACUUGUGGCUUGUGGCCUUUUCAGUACCGGGGCUGCCUGGAAGAGGGAAAGUGAAUUAAAGCCACAGUGGCAGUUAAUGAGCUGUGAGAUGAGGUGCUGCUGCUGCUGACAAUCAGAUUCCAGGCUCCGUCUGCUGUCUUUGUGCUUCGUGUACAUGUGUCUAUUCAGCGCAUCCGGAGGCGCCCAGACGAGAAUCCAACACGGCUGCCGGGGAGAGACCACCCACCAUGCCCACGGAGACCCUACAGACAGGUAGCAUGGUGAAACCGGUCAGCCCCGCCGGCACCUUCACCUCGGCGGUCCCCCUGCGCAUCCUCAACAAAGGGCCAGACUACUUUCGCCGGCAGGCAGAACCUAACCCCAAAAGACUUAGUGCGGUGGAGAGACUGGAAGCCGAUAAGGCCAAGUAUGUCAAGAGUCAGGAGGUGAUCAACGCCAAGCAGGAGCCGGUGAAGCCGGCCGUGCUGGCCAAGCCGCCCGUGUGUCCCGCUGCCAAGCGCGCCCUGGGCAGCCCCACGCUCAAAGUGUUCGGCAACAACGCCAAGACCGAGAGCGGCGUGCAGAGGGAGAACCUGAAACUCGAGAUCCUGAAAAACAUCAUCAACAGCUCAGAAGGCUCCAGCUCGGGUUCGGGUCACAAGCACAGUUCUCGAAACUGGCCGCCGCACAGGCCAGAUGCCACCGACCUGCACCGGCACUCCUUCGCCGAGUCCCUGAAGGUGUACCCGACGCAGGGCCGCGGCAGCCCUCAAGAAAGCAGCUCCCACGUGGGCAGGAGGCUGCUGGAGCAGUCAGCCGAGUCCUUCCUCCAUGUCUCCCACAGCUCCUCGGACAUCCGCAAGGUGACCAGUGUCAAGCCCUUAAAGGCAAUCCCCUGCAGUAGCUCCGCCCCUCCCCUGCCUCCCAAACCCAAGGUCUCCUCCAUUGCCACCAUGAAGUCUCCAGAAGCAGACCCGGUGGAACCAGCUUGUGGCGUCAGCCGAAGACCCUCCCUCCAGCGGUCUAAGUCUGACUUGAGUGACAGAUAUUUCCGAGUGGACGCCGACGUGGAGAGGUUUUUCAACUACUGCGGACUGGACCCGGAAGAGCUGGAAAACCUUGGCAUGGAAAACUUUGCAAGGGCUAACUCCGACAUCAUAUCCCUCAACUUCCGCAGCGCAAGCAUGAUCAGCUCAGACUGUGAACAGUCUCAGGACAGUAACAGUGACCUUAGAAAUGAUGACAGUGCCAAUGACCGCGUGCCAUAUGGCAUUUCUGCCAUCGAAAGAAACGCUAGAAUCAUCAAGUGGUUAUAUAGCAUCAAACAAGCUAGAGAGUCACAGAAGGUCUCCCACGUGUAAGCGAAAGUGUGUGCAGAGGAGGGAGGGGUGGGUCUCUGUGCAUCAGCAGUUGUGAAGGUUGUGAGGUCUCCUUGAAGUGUUGUGAGCUUCUCCACUCUCUUUGUGUUGCUUGUUGUGCAAUGUUUUCAAGUUGCAUGCCUGUCAACAUGGGGACUGACCUUGGCUUCCACUCAACCAUCGCUGCAGAGCCUGGCCCAGUAUGCCUCAUCUGCCAAAAGUUUCAGGCCAGGAUCUAAUUAGGGCUUUGAUCUUCAGCAAAACUGUUUACAGGAAAAAAACAAACAAACAAAAAAAACAAAACAAAA
Molecule: messenger RNA, 2067 nt
Organism: Condylura cristata (star-nosed mole)
Lineage: Eukaryota; Metazoa; Chordata; Mammalia; Eulipotyphla; Talpidae
Gene: FAM110B
Product: family with sequence similarity 110, member B
Exons: 4
Coding region: 650-1762 (370 amino acids)
Source: RefSeq, a predicted model, not a curated record